UCGAGCGAGAGUGCAAGUAUGCGCGUGUGUGCCUAGCGGUGUGUGCUUCUACGAGUGCAUCUCGAGUGCGUCUCUCUCGCGGCGACGACGACGUCGCCAUACGGUACAGCUACGACGUCGACGAGGAGGAGAACGAGAGGCGAACGAAGAACGACGUGGUGACGUAGAGGACGACGCGUUAUCAGCGUCUCUCGGUCAUCGCUGCUGACUCAGCCGGAUCUCGCGCGGAGAAAAAAGUGGCGCGGAGGGUGCACGACAGAGAAAAAGAGAGGGAGGGAGCUGUGAGAAGCACCGGCUAAGCUGCUGGUGUACACGCGAUCAGGAUGCGACCGAGGAGUGACACCGUUACAUCGAUCGUAUACCGAGAUCCCCGAAGACACGACCUCGAUAUCGAGAGCUCAUUAGCCUAAGGAGCCGAAAGAAUUCCUCUCCCGGGGGUACGGAGUAACCUCAGGAAGGAGACAGCUAACGGCAGACGCGCGCGCGGAAACGCCACCGAAGGUGGGCCAGUGCAGAGCUUCGCGGAGGGUGCCUGAUACUUGGCAGCGAGAAGAUCGCGAAGAAGGUGAAGGGUAAAAGCAUCUAAGGGCGGGUGAGGGGAUGCAGCUCGAAAGGGUGGCGGCAUGGAGGAGCCCUCGUUGGAGGCUCUCAUGCAGGCGAGCCUUAUCUUCGUGGUUGGCGUCGCCAUCAUCCUCUCGAAUUUAUUCAUCAUUGUCACUUACCUCAACUUCCGCGGUCCCUCCGAGGUGAUAAACUACUACUUGCUAUCGCUCGCCUCUGCAGAUCUUCUUUUUGGUCUGUUGGUGGUUCCUUUCUCGGUGUACCCGGCGCUGGUGGGAAGAUGGGUCUACGGAGACAUUGUGUGCCGACUGGUCGGUUAUCUGGAGGUCACCCUCUGGGCUAUAUCGGUGUACACUUUUAUGUGGAUCUCCGUGGAUCGUUAUCUGGCUAUCAGGAAACCGCUGAGGUACGAGACCGUACAGACGAAGACUCGAUGCCAAUGCUGGAUGGUUUUCACGUGGAUCAGCGUGGCGAUGAUGUGUUGCCCGCCCUUGCUCGGCUUCAACAAGCCGAUCUUCGACCGCGAGGCCUUCAUCUGUAUGCUCGACUGGGGCAACAUGGCCGCGUACACCGUCACGCUGUCCAUCCUCGUGCUGGGGCCGUCGGUAAUCACAAUCGUCUACACGUACUUCUACGUCUUCUCCGUGAAAAUGCGGAUGAAGUCCGGCGUGCUAAUCCACGACAAGGAGUACGCCACCGCGCUAUCGGAAAACCUGAGCAAUCCAAGCCACAACAUGUCCUUCGUCCUGGUGUUGAUUUUCUGGCUGUCAUGGGCGCCGUGCGCCGGGUUAAGGAUAUACACGCUCCUUUACGGCCCUCCUCAGGUGCCGUUUCUGCACUUUGCCGUGGUGUGGCUGGGAAUUGCAAACAGCUUCUGGAAGGUGAUCGUUCUCUGCACCCUGAGUCCCCAGUUUCGGCUGGCUGCGCGAGUGCUCUGUCUCACCGUGUUCUGCCGGCACAGGCGGCUUCCGCCGGAGCUCCUCGGCCUCGACGACGACGACUAACGCAACAUCGACUACGUCUACGAACAGCAGCGCUUCUACGUUACGUUCUACUACUUUAACCGCGGCGCCUACCUUAGAGCGUCGUUUUUGUCUCUUCUAUUUAAGGGUCGUCUUCGCGUCUCGGCACCGUUCGCAACGCUACUCUCUCCGUAACUUCGCGCUCGUGGUUCGCACAAACGAACGAGGAUCGCGGUUCCGCGGGUGUCCGCUUUCGGUUCUGGUAGUCGGAAAGUGAAGAGACCACUCGAGCGGAAAUACGAGAUGAUACGACACCGAACGAUGAGCAACCAGAUCCCAUCGUGAGGGUACCGUUUUGUAUACACAAAAGAAAAUAUUCGAUUUCCAUUAGAUUAAUAGAAAGUGCUGGAUUUUCAAGUAGAUAAUUACUACAAUACUCCUUGGCAAAUUUUUACUUGGAUUAAUCUUUCGUUAGUCGCAGUGUCCAAUAGAUACAGGCUACAAUAUAUCACCGUUGCUGUACGACUUCAAGAUCAAAUUUGUCCUUGUCAAUGUUUUUCCCUCUUCUCUUUGUUCUCCAUUGUUUUUUGUGUUCUUUAGCGCGUGCUAAAGAACAUAAAAUUUUUCCUUCAUUAGCACCCGGCCGGGUGCUAAUGAAGGAAAAAUUCUUUCAAGAAGCAGAGGGAAGUAAUGGGUAAAUUAGUGUAUCUGUGAGAUACAUUGCAACUAUUCAUGAAAAAUCUUGCAAUUAACGGAAGAUUAAGCAAAUCUUAUUUGGAUCAAGUAAACAUAUGUUACUCGAUCCGCGUAAAAAUUCGCUGAGAAAUAUUGGAGUAAUUAUUCACUCGAAUCUAGCACUUUUUUCUCUGCGUUUCUUUGCGCGUUCUUCUCCCGGGGGGAAGAAUAUAUCAAUAUAUUGUCCGCUUGUUCCGACUAUGAAAACGAGAGAAAUUGCUAUCCAAGCUACCGAAUACUCAGUCACCCGGCUAAUUUUCGCGACGGAAACAUAUCAGCGCAUCGCCGCGCCGCGGCGCGAAGCGGAAACGAGCGGCGAGCGGUGCCUCGAGAGUCUUGCGAGACACAUUGCUGGCGGAAUUAGGCGACUCCGCUGACGCGCGCGUCCAUUUCUCUAAAAAUUAAAAAAACAGAAUAAUCUCGCUUCGCUCAAACACGCUAGAGUCCGUUAAUUAGAGUCCCGUCUUGACCGGGAUGACUUUCUGCGUCGUCGCACGUGAGAAAUAAAACGAAGAAACGCAAUGCGCGUCGCUCCGCGGUAUUUGACUACUAAUCGUCGCCUAGUCUACGUCGUAAGACCACGCUCAAUAAGUGUCGUAGAAUAUUAUGCGAAAAAAAGAAACAAAAAAAUAUAGAAGAGAACAAACGAGAGUUACCGAUGAUUGUCGCGCGAGCGGGCCGCAGAUCUUCAAAUCGUCAAACUGAUCCCAUUAAACGACACAUUACGCCGGAAUUGAUGCAGGGAGAGAAAUCUAGUCAAUUAAUGGAGAUGCCUCUACGAAUGUGACGCGUCGUCGGCGACGAGGUCUGCGUCGUUGAAGUGUCGUGCCCGUAGAACGUCCUCGACGGAUAUAAGAAUCGAGUGCCGAGCGUGCGGACGUUUGCGCCUUUUUUUUAACGUUCUUCUUCUCUCACAUCCGUGACGCGGCCGGCUCUCCCUUUCUCGCGCCUUCUUUUUCUCAUCAAGGACGGAUCCUCCAUCCAGCUUGACCGGAAAGAGAAGGUGUGCGUGCGCGUGCACGUGUGUGUAUGCGUGCGUGUGUACAUGUAUGCAUGUGCCCUUUUCGGAGUCUAGUUGGGCUCUCGUUAGCUUUCUCGACGUGCUGGGUCAACAGGAGUACCUUCGUCCCUCUCCCCCCACCGAUCAAAUCAAAAUGUCGUCGUUUAAUCUAAUUCUUAAUCCAGAUCAUGCGAGUUUUACGGGCAUCCUGACUCGACGCCCGCUGUAAGCUUUAUUACUAAUCUUGUACAAAGCGCUAUAUACAAAAAUCGGCUAGUUGCGACUUUUUUGCAUGAAAGCGUAAACUAUUGCGUCCAAUUUUCGCAGGUCUAUGUGAACUAUGACGACUCGAGGCGCAAUUUCGAAUGAAAACUACGAGCAAAGAUAAUAUUCGAGAGAGAGAGAGAGAGAGAGAGAGAGAGAGAGAGAGAGAGAGAGAGAGAGAAAGAAAGAAACAGGAAAUUUUUACUGGAGCUAGAACUGGAAUCGAAAUAUCUGAGGGAAAUGCAGAUGAGUCGAGAGAGAGAGAGAGAGAGAGAGAGAAUAUUGGUCAAUGUUGAGUCAAAAUAACGCCAAUGAAGUGUGCUAAGGAGAACAUGUAUGUGUCGGAGGUGUGGGGAAUGCGCGAUAGAAAGACAGACCUUUUGAAUGUUUCUCAUGACUUAUGGCGCAAUCAGCAAAUGCGACCGCAAGACUCGACGAACUCGCCAAUUCGCUUCUUUUGACGUUAACGAUUCUGACUUUCUUAUAAUUUGUAAAAUUGAAACUUAUUGUUUGAAAAUCACGAAGAUCGCGGCGAUCUCGACGUGCGAGUUCAUUUAAUACUGAACCGCGGGGUCACUUUUGACCCCACUCGUACUCUCUUAAGUUGAAUCAGUGAAAAUGUCACUAAUUGAAUCAAUGAAACAGAAUUCUACUGAUAAUCAGUGAGUAUUCACUAAUUUUUAGUAGAAGCUUUUCCACUCUUUCAUCUAAUACUUUGGCUAGUAAAAGAUUCACUGUAAAUCGUUAUUACGUUUUGCAUAGGGGAAAUAUAUGUACAUAUCGUAUAUGCAUUCAACUAUAUAUCGUAUUUGACGUAGUUAGUAUAAUAGCAGGCGCUCAAGAGCUAAAGGUUUUCGAGUUUGAGUCCCAUCAGGAAAAACGCGUUUUAAAUGCGAUAUAAAUUAAAUCAAUUAAACAUAAUUAAGAAUAUUUCAAACAAAAUCAUUGACAAUACCUUAAGAGUGGGAUUAAUAUAAUAAAAAUGAAGUAAUAAAUAAUAUCUAUUUUGACUGUUUCCGCAAUUAAAUAUCUCCGAUGGAAACGGUUGCUGCUAUUAACAAACUUUUGCAGGGAAAUUUUAUUAAUUUUCAAUGCUAUACUUAUGAGUAUUGCUCUGAAAAUGAGGAAAAUUUCAUUGUUGUAACUACAAGGCGUUUGAGAAGUUUUGCACAACGACUCUAAAUUGUAGAUCAUAAAUAAAUAAAAUUAACUUUUCAUUUACACUAAUAAAUAGGAUCAUGCAUAAUCGAGCCUGAUGGCGUUUCAUAUUUUUUAUUUAUUUUAGAAAAUGAGCGAUCGAGAAAAAUUUCAUAUUGUAAUUGAUUUUUGCGUAAGACUUGGCGAUGAUCUGCCUGAAAUCAUUUCCAAACUUCAAAAGGUUUAUAGAUCCAAAUAUCCACAUUGUUCUACGAUAUCCAGAUGGUUUCACUACUUACUUCAAGCAAGCUGAAAGACUAUAAAAGACUCAACCAGAAGUAGACAAUCUCUUAAUUCGUUUAAUUCAAGGCUAUUCGAUCAUCUCGUAUGAGUUAAACAAGACUCUAAAAUUUCUCACUAUUAGUAUUAGCUGGUAUUCUUUAAGGAAACAAAAGGAUAUGUUUCAAAUUUGAUUUAAAUGCCUUUUAAACAUGAAAGAGUCAAUGCAAAGUAGGUACCUAAGAUUUUGACCGAAGUUCAAAAAAAAGCUCGCGUUUAAAAUGCAACAAUUAUUUUCAAUGAAUUCAAAAACAAUUAGAGCUCUUUGGUUGACAAUCUAAUAACUGUGGAUGAGACUUGGGUGUAUAAUGAAUCGAAUUUGACUGAUCGAAACUGAGAACAGCUGGUGAAUGGUAAUUGCUGGGAAAAGCACCUCCUCAGAUUAGUUAUAUCAAAAACAAUCCCAAAAAAUUGUGACUAUUGUAUUAUGGAAUUCGAAAGGGAUGUUGCUUAUCAAUCUGAAAACGAGUCGUUCCAUCAAUGCUGAAUAUUACUGCCAAUUAUUAGAGAUAGUCCGACCAAAAAUUUCAAAAGGCAGAAGAAACAAGAUGAUUUUUUUUAAUCAAAAUCAAUGACAAAAUCAAAAUCAAUGACAAUUGUCAUGCUGCAAAGAUGGUACACUCGGUCACAGAACGGUUGCAACAGUUUUUAUUUCUCAUAUUUCCGAACACACAAAAAUUAUGACGAAGCGAACCUAUGAAUUGACGAUCAUGCGCAAUAGAUGAUCUGACAGCUGUCAAAUUACAUAUACAAGGUGUAAACAUAAAGAUAAGUAAUAGAGCGAUAUAUUAGUUACACAUGCUUUAAUACAGGAAAAUUAAGAUUGAAAAAUUGGAAUUAUAUUUAUAAAUUAUAUCGCAUUUUCGGAUGUUAAAUACACGUAAACUUAACGAAUUCCAAAAACAAUCCCAAGAAAAGUUUUCUUUGUUAGUGUGAUUGUUCCUGCUUUAAGCAACAUUGGAUUGAUGCAAUAUUUUAUUAUUAUUACGCUUUCCCUUCCUCUUGAGUUUCUUUGAUAAUAAUUUUGCAGCAAGCCUUUCAUAUGCAGCAAACUGACUGUUUUCGGAUUGUUUUUGGAAUUCAUUGAGUUUACGCGUAUUUAACAUGCGAAAAUGCGAUAUAAUUAAUAAAUAUAAUUCUAAUUUUUUAGAUAUUAAUUUUCUCAUAUUGAAGCGUAUGUAAUUAAUAUAUUGCUCUAUUACUUAUCUAUAUGCCUACACCUUAUAUGUAAUUUGACAGUUGUCGGAUUAUCUACUGCGCAUGAUCGUCAAUUCAUAGGUUCGCUUCGUCAUAAUUUUUGUGUAUUUCGAAAUAUUAGAAACAAAAACUGUUGUAACCGUUCUGUGACCGAGUGUACAGAAGAAAACCGAACAACUUCAAUGAAACAUCUUGAAGCCUCCGCCUUAUUCGCCAGAUAGAUAUCUUCAGACUAUAAUCUGUUCAGGAAUAUGAAGAAUGAACUUUUAAUGACUUUUAAGAACGAUGAAAAUAUCGACUGCAAACUAAAUGCCUAUUUUGAAUAAAAAUCGGAAGAUUGCCGUAUGUGGUUUUAGAAAUGGAGCAGUGUCGGCUUAGUGUUGGCAACCGGCUUCCGUAUUUCGGACCAAUAUUGGCAUAAUAUCCAAAUGAUAAGAAUGGCCCAACAUUACGUGCCAGUAUUGAUGUAACACCGACAUUAGUCCAACAUUGCGUUGCGGCCAAAAGUUGGCUAAUCGUGUUUGAGCUGAUAUCGCAUCGCGAUCGGAUAGUUGCUUUUCGCGGAUGGUAAUUUCAGUGUCUAAGCAAUGAUUGACUAAUUUGAUAGCUGAUAUCAAACCGUGAUAUCGCCAACGACAGCCCGAGAGUCGAUUAUCGAGUAAGAGUCGACAAAUUGUAUCUGAGUUGGUUUUUUCGCGGUUUUGAGAUGUUCAAGGAUCAACUUGAAAAUGUAAUUAAAAAUAAGGGAGAUUAUAUUUCGUAGAAAUAUAAUAAAAGGAAAAUUAAAACUUGGUUCAUUUAUUCUCUGUGCAAAACUUCUCAAACGCAUUAAAGGAUCACUAGUGACUAUUGACUGCUCCUCAGUGAUAAUGCACUGAUUGCGCUUUAGAGAGUAGAUUCCUUUUCCCUUUCUUUGGAUUUUCAUCAUUAGCUGAGAUAGGUCUUUAUCAUAAAACAAUUAAAUAAUACACCAUAAAGUUCAUAAAAGUCCACGGGUAAUUAUGGAAAAAGAGGUAGAUCGAAAGUGAUCCAUUCGCGGUUCUAGGAGGAAUCCAAAUUGCCGCGACUUUAACAUUAAUGUUAAUUAAAUCGAUAUUAUUUGUUUUGGCUUCCGAGUUGUCGCUAUGUCCUUCAUGGAUUUGUUCCCAACAUUUCGUGAAGAUUUCAAUUCACUUCUUUAGGGUUAGAUACGACCUGAAGAAGUGAACUGAAAUGUGAAGUGAAAUGUUCACGAAAUGUCGGAAACAAAUUCAUGAAGAACGCGACGGCGAAAGUCAAAACAAGUAUGUAUCCACACCACGGAAGCCUCAGGAAGGAUCAGAUUAAAUCGAUAUUAAUUAGGUAAAUUUGUUGAACAAUGAACUUUUAGGGCGCGGUAAAACACUAUAAAAGCUUUCUCGGCGAAAGAUUCGUCCGUGCCUUGCGGUAGGUCGAAAGCAGCUAGCGAACGUGAUCAGGAUUCGCGGCGCCUAUCACGAGCACGUAUAGAAUGCUGGAGUCGGGCGUAGCCGGUUGGACCGCCGCGUAACGUGGUCGAGAUGAAAAUGGAAGAAUGCAAUUUGCCAAUGUUUCCUCGUUAUUAUGCUCCUGAAUAGUGCUCGCGUGAAUGUGUGGGCGCGUCCCGCUGUUUUUCAACGACGGGCAAUUAACUCCGCAGAAAAUUAAGAAUCAGCAUGCGAAGGAAAUCGAUGUCUAGAAGAAAAAUCUCUCAGCUUCUAUUUUUUACUCUAGACGCUCUCUGACACGUUUCACUCGAGAGUAUAAAACUUUUCAACUUUAAGGAAAACUGAUCUUACGGGAGCGCUUAACGCUGUUCAAUUCGUAACAUUUUUAAAGCGCAAGAGCGCGCAGGUGUGCGUUCCCCCUUCUGUGAAUGAAGCUCCAUCAUAACGCUAUAUUACGAUAUCUUGUCUAUUACAACGGAAUCAAACGAAACACAAAUAAAAAGAGAAUUUAUCGACUAUCUCCUAGUUCGAGCGUUAGCUGUGUAAAUCGCAAACCCGGCUAAAAAAACCAAGUAACGCAGAUUCGUUCGCAAUUUGAGUGAAACUUUCCGGGGAAUGUUUGCGAGAAACUCGCGAAUCCGACACGAGGUGUUACGUAUGUUCUUUUUUCUUUUUUCGUAUAUCAUCGGAAAUUGUUACACGUGUUAUUAUUGUCAGUACAAUGAGUAAAGGCGAUGUAAUGCGCUUGUUGGCGCAGAGACGGGAUUGCUUCUCGUGUCAACUCGACGACGAAGGCACGUGGCUUCGCGGCAUUACUUAUUGCGCUGGGGAUAAUACAAAUAAAAACAAAUCAAAGCAAGCAUAAUUUGUGUUAUUGACACACGUAUCCGGUCAUCCCUGAUAAGAAGGACGUUUUCCCCAGAAUCUCUCGCGUGUUUUCGAACUGCGACGAACUUUUUUGGCCGGGCUCGGCUACGACGCAUUGAAACACAGAUUUUAUUGCGAUUAUCUCUUCGUACGUAUAGAUUCGUUGAUCGUGAUCCGGUUCUCUCGCCCAGAUCCGAGUAUCGUAAGCUUUAUCCCGGUAAUUUAACCGUCGUCGGUGCGCAGUGGUUCGAGAUCUAGUUGCGCGACACCGAGGAGUUUCCUUUCUUUCUCCCUUGCUCUCUCUCUCUUUAUCCCCUUCUCUUUCUCAGUAGAUGAGAUGUUAUUAAACCAAACAUAUAUAUUCGGCUUUUCUCUUAUAUCACUCGUAAUUAACCCCUAAGGUCACAACGAUGGAUUUUCACGGAUUUUUCGCCGUUAGAUUCACGAGAUCCUCCUUCUUUGACAUAAAUGGCAGCGACGUCGGAGCUUCUGUACCGACAAAUCCCGAUCGUGAGGCUUUUGUGGGAGGUAUUCGUUGAGCGAAUUACUUGAAAAGAGGAUAAUUUGCAAGCGCUAGACAAAAGAUUUAUUUCACACGUAAGAGGCCGUGCUUCGGUGGAGAUUCUUCAAACAACGAUUCUUCCGUUCGGAGUGGCAGCUCACGAUGAUUCCUCGUUACGACUUUAGGGUAGAGUAUCUGCAAUUGAAAUUGAUAAUUAAACCUUGUACUCGUCACAGCUCGUAUUCUUCUUCGGGCUUAGCUGUUUCUCGUCUAUUGUCUAACGAUGAAGAGACGAAUCUCGCGCCACUCCGCACUCGCGAACUCGAGCCAUAAUCGAGCAGUAUUAAAUUCCUCAAAAAUUACGACAUUCUAAACACGUGAAAGUCGCUUAAGAGGGAUAAAUGAGGAAUGAUCGUGCGCGAGGGAGCAAGAUCGUAGGGCCAAAAUGAGCGAGGCAUCGCUCGUCCGCAGGGACGACGCAGGGAAAUACUAAUUUGUCGUCGAGAUGAAAAGAACGCUGAGAGAGAGAGAGAGAGACGAUGACGACGACAACGAGGAAAUCAGAGACGCAAAAUGAAAUGCGAAAGGAGAUAAAUUGCGCGAACGGAGUUGGUCCCUGGCAGUUUCCCGGGCGGCCUCCAUUAUUAACGAUUAAUUACAUUUUUGUACCUAGCUGCUAGUUUUGUACUAGUUUUGUAACGUACCUCAUCACGGGCGUGCUGUUAUUACAUGUUUUAACAGAUUGUUCGCAAAAUGGAUUGCUUCGAUCGAUCGCGGGACGUACUACUACAUGUGACGUACCACUCGCGAUCGUCCUUGCAUCGCGAUCGACGGUCGUUUCGCGCGGUAUCGUACUUGUAUACUUGGUGUGGUAACUAUACAAGUGUCGCAUCACAGAGGCUAAUUUAAACAUCAUUGAUUUUAAACGCGUAGUCGCGCGGUCAGCCAAGUGGAUCUAUUCGAGGUAGACGGGGACGAGGCGUGUUUUUUGCUCCCGGCGGCAGGAACUGAUCCGCCAGGACCCUAAUCGUGAUUUGGAUGUGGAUCGCGUACGCGCGCAAUCUCGACGAUUGGGUUUACCACAUUUAGUAUACGGGACGGGAAGUGGCGUUUACGAGGAAUUACAUACAGGUCAGGAAUGCUUCGCGGUUUUGACCAGCGUAAAAUCAACACGGAAACACAUUGACGCAAGUUGCAGUUUUGCCAACCGUAUAGGACGAUUUACAGACAACGUCUUUUUUUAUCGAUCCGUUAAUUGCGAAGAGAGAUUGGCUUAGUUGUGUAUGAUUAUAUACAUGGUGGAAGGGGGACAAAUUUCGUAAGUUUUAGAGGUGUAAUCGUAUUCCAUGUGACAUUUGUUCCGCGUGUUCUCAUCAAUUUCUUGUGUUUCUGAAAACGUAAAAGUGAGUUCCGAGCGUAGCGAAAGUUACGUUGUCACGUGCAUCGUUGUUAUCACGCGACCUUAUAGUACACACGAUGUAGUUUGUGAACCGUUUUAUUUGGCCGCUGAAAUGUUAACUUGCGUGUAGGCAAUCAAAAUAGAUUUAAUUAGUAAGCGACACUUUUUAGGGCGGGCGCAUUGUUAAUGAAACACAGAAUCGGCGUUGAGUCGUUGACCGACUCCGAGGUAAAGCCACAAAAUAGAACAAAAAAUUAAAAAGAGGAAAUAAAAAAAAACGCUGAAUGUGUUAUCUCGAUGUGUAUUAAAAAAAAAAUUUUUUUGAAAUCUCGCGAGCAGCGGUGUGUAAAACAUUAGUGUAACACAUGCAUCCGUCUUAAAAAUACUAGUUUGUAAUAGAGGUAAAAGCGGAGGAAACGAGAGAGUCGCCGUAGAAGCAAUCCCGAUCGGAACGUAACGAUGAAUGUACUAGAUACGUCGCGACGUGAUAUGACUUCGAUGAUAAUGGUACAAUAUUAACGAUUAUUGUCCUAGAGAUUAUAGUCUAGCGAGAAGAUAUUCCAAUAAUAAACCGAGAGGACGUAGACGCCGCAUAUUUCACUCGAUA
Molecule: messenger RNA, 11015 nt
Organism: Dinoponera quadriceps
Lineage: Eukaryota; Metazoa; Arthropoda; Insecta; Hymenoptera; Formicidae
Gene: DopEcR
Product: beta-2 adrenergic receptor
Exons: 5
Coding region: 624-1565 (313 amino acids)
Biological process (GO): G protein-coupled receptor signaling pathway
Cellular component (GO): membrane
Molecular function (GO): peptide binding; G protein-coupled receptor activity
Source: RefSeq, a predicted model, not a curated record